Messenger RNA from Solenopsis invicta (red fire ant), 4167 nucleotides. It is a transcript of the gene anchor, whose product is annotated as integral membrane protein GPR155. Lineage: Eukaryota; Metazoa; Arthropoda; Insecta; Hymenoptera; Formicidae. The coding region runs from base 556 to 2988 and encodes 810 amino acids. The transcript is spliced from 12 exons. Gene Ontology annotation, cellular component: membrane. Gene Ontology annotation, biological process: intracellular signal transduction; transmembrane transport. The record is from RefSeq and is a predicted model, not a curated record.
UCGUCAAUAGUUGCGACUGCGCGAAUCACCUGUUCUCGCGUUGUGCGUGACUUCGCGCCUGUCGUGAAUGGCCUACGUUACGUCGGACUUUGCUCCGUUUGCUUCUGCGUAGCGGGCCAUAGAAAUUGAUAGAAAUCUGUUCAUCUCUCAUCGUCAAGAUCAAAACAACGAUACACAAGAUUUUCCUUCACGUUAUACAUCUAGAACGGAAACAUGCACUUCGAUUAACUGAUAUUUCUUUUUCUGCAGUGAUAUUUUAGGUAAUAAUUGUGCGACAAGUGUCCAUUCAUCAUUUUGAACAUAUGCUUGAAUUGACGAGGACUUGACCCGACUUGACUGUGGGGAGAGAAGAGAAUUCUGAUAAUUUAUCGCUUCUUCUCUGUCGACGCAGCAUUUUCCGGUUGGCUUAUGAUUUUUUAACAUACACAUUCUUUCCUGGCAUUAAUGGAGAUAUGAGGACAAUGUCAUACAAAUUUGUUAUACAAGAGGAACAGUUUUGUAAUUAUGUUAACAAUAUAUUAAAAAGAUGAUAAUACUUUUCACAUAGCAGAAAAAAUGAUUAACGAAGAAAGUAUUGUAUCGACAUCUUUGUCAUUAAGCACAAAUCAACAUGCAGAAAUGGGGGAUGAACCAAUUGAUAAUUUAUAUCUUGCUCUGAUACAGUGCUUCGGUAUUAUACUAUGUGGAUAUACAGCAGGAAGAUUCGGUGUGAUUACAAAGUUGGAGGCAAAUGGCCUGAAUACUUUUGUUGGUACUUUUGCCUUACCAUCUUUAAUCUUUAUGUCCCUGGCGAAGCUUGACUUCACGUUGGUUAAUUGGAAAUUUCUUCUUGCUGUAUUGCUUGCCAAAAGCUGCGUCUUUGUCAUUGUACUUGUGGUUUCAUUAAUAAUUAAAAAGCCAUCGAAUCCUGGACGCGCGGCGCUUUUUGCAAUAUUUACCACUCAGAGCAAUGACUUUGCUAUUGGAUAUCCAAUGAUUUAUGCUCUUUAUGGAAAAACACACCCGGAGUAUGCCGCUUAUUUAUACCUCAUGGCUCCCAUAUCAUUGGCGAUUUUAAAUCCAAUUGGUUUUAUAUUACUGGAGAUAGGCAAGCGACGUGUAGAAGAGCACACAAACCUCAGAGACAUGGUUUAUUCUGUUGUUAAGGGCGUCGUGCUGAAUCCUGUGCUUUUUAUGACAGUCCUGGGCAUUGUAGGAAAUCUUAUCUUUAAUCAUAGUGUACCGCAUUUGCUUGCCGCAAUAAUCGAGGUGUUCGGUAACGCUUUCUCCGCUAGCGCGUUGUUCCUUCUCGGUUUAAUGAUGGUAGGAAAGAUACACAAAUUGAAAGGUACAGCGCUAGUUAUACCAGGUAUACUGAUCUCCGUGAAGCUGCUAGUCUUACCUCUAGUCAUAAGAGAAUCUAUUAUUCUCUUGAACGCUGGAGAUAAUGUCACGGAAACGAGAGAUUUAAGCACAUAUGGCUUCCUAUAUGGUACCAUUCCAACGGCACCGGCUCUGUUUAUCUUCACUUUAAGAUAUAAUGUCGAGAUCGACCUAAUCGCGUCAGCUAUGGUAGCUUGUACGUUCCUCUCUGCUCCACUUAUGUUUGUAUCGGCUAAAGUAAUCAAUGCAGUUUCCGCUGGAACUACACCGGCUAGUUAUGCACGGCAACUUAAUAUCUUUUCCUUCGAUAUAAGCGUUACGUCAAUAGCGGCUUGCGUAUGGUUAUUAAUAUGCUUCCUUGGAUUUGGACGGAAAAGAUACAACCAAGUCACUCACCGAUGUACUGUGUGCCUUGUAAUUGCACAGCUUGCAGUAGCAAUAGGUGUAAUAAUUUGGUCCAAUCUUGAUUCAAAUAAUAAUCAGACAAUAUUAUGGUAUGUCCAAUUUUUUCUAAUCACUACUGGUGUAUAUGCCAGCAGAAUGUGGACAGCUGCUAUUGCAGCAACAUUAUUAUUUUUGAGUUCACGUUCAUUGUCUUUUGUUGAAAAUCUACAUAAAUGGUUUUAUCCUCUUGGAUGGGGAAUGCCAAUUCUAAUGGUGGCAUUAACAUGCGUCACUGUUAAACUAAAUCCUUCUGAUCUUGAUUUUAAAAAUCCGAAUUUUCAAUUAGGCAGAACUCAAGCCGCUGUAUCUUCAUUUGUAUUAAUAUUCUGCUUUAUAGUAACAUUAGGUUGUUUGGUCUUACAACAAAGAUAUCAGAGAAGGCACAAUGCAAUGUCAUAUGAGCAUCUAAGGAAUAAUACAGAAAAUUCUACAAUUGAAAAUAAUGAAAGGACUAUAGUAGAUGUGGAAGACUUAGUUUCGCCAUUAAUUAAUGCAACACCUGUAAUUGGUUGUGAUUUUCAAAAUGGUUGUUCAAAUGGAGCAUGUAGAGAUAGUGAAGAUGGAAAUGGUUGUGAAGAUGGAAAUAAUUGUGAAGAAGAAAAUAGAACAAAUUUAAAUAACGAUCCUCAGAUUUUACGACAUCUCGUUUUUCUUAUUUUAUUGUCAUGUUCCAUGUUUAUUGGCUUAUCGAUAUCCGUGGGCAUAUUAAUAAUGGAACAGUUAACUGGCAUUUAUGCAGAGCUUGCAUUCUUAGAUGUAACUUUGAAUUUUGGACAGUCAUUAAUAGCAUUUGCUAUUUUUGGAUUAGAUCCUGGCUUAGGAAAAUUAGGAUGUUGGUUGCGCAAGAUGUGUAGAAAAUGGCAUUCUGGAAAAGAAUUGCAACUUCCUUGUGAGGAAGCUCUCAGUCCAGAAGUGAAAGAGAUUCGAGAACAAUUUAAUCGAUGUCAUUUAGAUGCAUGUCGAGCACGUAUAUCCAUGUGCCGUAGACGAUUACUGAAGGUAUACAGAGGAGUUUUUUCGGGAACAGAUUUGGUCAACUGGUUGCUCGAAGUUGGCAUUGUUAAUAGUCGGGAGGAUGCCGUGCGAUAUGGUCGCUGCUUGUUGGAAAGUAGAGUUUUGCAGCAUGUCGAUGGUACACAUCACUUUUGUGAUCAAAAUCUACUGUAUACGUUUAAUGCAUAAUUAAUUUUGCAAAUUUUUGGGUAAAAUUUUGUUGACAAAAUAGUUCCAUUCAUAUUUAUAUUUCAAAUAAGUAUUUGAGUGAAAGGUAAAAUUAUGAUUGAAUUAUAAUAAUUCGUAGUAAUAAUCGAACCUCGGCGUCCCUUAUUCAUUCAGUCAGUACAAUCUCUUAUUUCUAAAUUUUUUAAAUGCAGAUUUUUAUAUGUAUAUUUUAAUACACAUAGAAUGGAAAUUUAUACAAUCAUCUUCAUGUGUUAUUAACAUGUGUCACUAAUUUCUUUUUCUUAUUGGAUUUCCUUAAUAGAACAAAUUGUGUAAUUUUUAUUUAUAAAGUAUCUAUUUCACUAGUUAAUUUUACUCAUUUGUAUAUCAAAUAUAAAAUAAGAAAAAUGCAAAAGAAGUUUAUAAAGGCUGUAUUAACCAAAAAUAGCAGUAUGAAUAUGAGGCUUUGACUACAUAUAUAUAUAUAUAUAUAUAUAUAUAUAUAUGUUUAAAAUAAUUUUGUAAAAAAUGAGCACACAACAAAUUAGUUAAGUAACUUUCUGUUUGUGGUUUUGUACUAGUAUAGUUAUUACUUUGCUUAUAUUUGUGACACAAUUUAUAAAGGAUAUUUCUCAGAUUAUAUAGUCUCACAAAAAAUAUCAUUUAUCGAUAAAAAUAUUCUUUUUGAAUAUAUACAUUAAUAAAAUGCGGUACAAUUUAUAUUGCAUAGUAUAGUAACAUAUUCCUAUUAUUUUUAUUGAAAGGCAGUAUCAGUAUUACAUACUGUUUAACUAUUUUAUUGUGUCCUUUGUAUAAAAUGGAUAAAGGCUGUGUUUAGUAUAUUGCACUCUCAAAUACAUAGUUUCACUGGUCGAAGUAAAGAAAGCUAUUUUUAUAAAAAGCUUAAUUAUUUAUUUUACUACAUUUAAUCAAGAAUGUUUGACGAAAAUGAACUGAAUGACCAAAACGCCACAGAAGAUAAUUAGAAAGUAUAUAAAUCAUUUGAAUUACAAUGUUAAUUAUAUCAAGUUAUAAGACUUUUGUAAAAUGUUUCGAAAAAUUUAUCAAAUUUUUUGUGAAUCUCUAUUUAUGAUUUUAUUCUUCGUAUUAAACUUGUUUAUCAUUUUAUUUAUUGAAAUCUAUUAUAAAUACUAUGUAAAUCAAUGAGUAAUAAAUACACGACAAUUACAAAAUAAAAAA